AUGGCCAAAGGCCCUGGUUAUCCUGUAGUGCCGGCCGAGGCAAACGAGGAGGAGGAGGAAGAGGCAGCAGUAGCGACUGAACUGCCUUCUCCAGCACCCAUGGAGGGCGUCGUUGAGGCUGGUCUUGCGGGAGCAGCCAUCCAG
Molecule: messenger RNA, 144 nt
Organism: Dibothriocephalus latus
Lineage: Eukaryota; Metazoa; Platyhelminthes; Cestoda; Diphyllobothriidea; Diphyllobothriidae
Source: the annotation of a GenBank genome assembly